AUGGGUAACUUGGAUAAAUUAUUAACAAGUGAGAAUACUACUGAAGGAACUUCUAUAGCGAUAAAAUCAACUUCAACGAUUGCUAAAUUAGACAUCGAAUGUUUGGAGAAAAUUUUAGGAAAUUUCUGUGAUUUAUCUGAUGAUAUAGAAACAUUAUUUAGUUGUACAUUAGUUAAUAGGUUAUGGUGUAAAAUUGCUAUUCCUUUUCUUUGGAGUAAUCCCUUUGGAUAUUUGAGAUGUCAAAAACAUGAUCGUGGAUGGCAACUUAUAAGAACUUAUUUAAGUUGUCUUCCUGAUGAUGAAAAGACAAAGGUAAAUAAGUGGAUCCUUCAAGCAGAUUUAAAAAAACCUUUAUUCGAUUAUCCAAUUUAUCUUAAAUGUCUUGACACUUUUGGUUUUCAAGAAGCGAUGACAAAAUGGAAGAGACAUCAUUGGAGAACUGUUUGGGAAAGACUCGGUCAUUUUGAUAUGGAUAAAGCUAUCGGUGAUAUUCUAUUUAGUAGAUGUAGAGGAUUGGAUAGUCUUGAUAUAAUAUUCUUUGCUUAUACUCAAAAUAUAGCUUACUUUGAAGAACCUUCAAAUGGUUUAACAAAAUUACAAUCUUGUAAAAUUAUUCAUGAUUUACAAGGAAGAUAUUAUAAUUAUACUGAAAAUAGAGAACAAGUUACUUUAAAUGAUAAUUUUAAAAUUAUAACGAAAUACGCUCAUAAUAUUAAAUAUUUAGAAAUAAAUUUACCAGAAAGUCGUUCAGGAAGGACUGGUCAUGAAUUGGUGAAAUUAUUGAAAAAUCAAAAAAAUCUUGAAGAAUUUGUUGUAAGAGAAUUUUGGGAUAUUUCUCUUACAGCUGAUGUAUUUGAUACUUUAAGAUUACAAA
Rhizophagus irregularis DAOM 181602=DAOM 197198 is the source of this 874-nucleotide messenger RNA. RefSeq lists its product as uncharacterized. The record is from RefSeq and is a predicted model, not a curated record. Lineage: Eukaryota; Fungi; Glomeromycota; Glomeromycetes; Glomerales; Glomeraceae.